CAACUCGAAGCUUUGGCCCCUCCACCGCAGCGACGACCCAAAGACAGAGCUCGGCUGCUCAGUCACCAACGUCAUUUCAAGCUGUCAACCUUGUUUCUUCCCCCUCUCCAGCCGCCCUCGAUUAACUACCAACAUGAAGAAAGAUGCUUCUUUGGGCGACCCGGAGAAAUGGUCCAGGUCGAAAGACGAGGAAUUCGCUGUUGGCGAGGUCACAGUCACGACCGCCACUGCCAAUGUGAUUGGGGCACAAGAUCAGCUCCAGCGCGGUCUGAAGAGCCGACACAUCCAGUUCCUUGCGCUGGGUGGCGCCAUCGGUACCGGUUUGUUCAUCGGCUCCGGCGCCAUCUUGUCCAUGGGAGGUCCUCUCGCUCUGUUCCUCGGCUACGUCUGCAUGAUGGCCAUCGUCUGGAACAUGAUGAACCUUCUCGCCGAGAUCGUCGUCUACCUGCCACUCAAGGGUGCCACCAUCCCCUACUUUGUCGAGCGAUUCGUCGAUCCCAGUCUUGCCUUUGCGACAGGAUGGAAUUACUGGUAUGCCUACGCCGUGUUGUUGGCAGCGGAAGUCUCUGCGGGCUCCAUCAUCCUCGACUACUGGAAGACGGCCGUGCCGACAGCUGUGUGGAUCGCCAUCAUCCUGCUCGUGAACCUCGCACUGAACAUCUUCGCCGUCCGGGUCUUUGGUGAGGCCGAGUUCUGGUUUGCCAGCAUAAAACUCAUCACCAUUACUGGUCUCAUCCUCGUCGGCCUCAUCAUCAUGUGCGGCGGCAGCCCUACACACGACGCCAUCGGGUUCGAAAACUGGGAGGACCCGGGCCCCAUUAAUGAAUACCUUGUUGGCGGCAGCACGGGGCGUUUUCUCGCCUUCUGGGCAGCCUUCAUCAAGGCCGGCUUCGCAUUCAUCACCUCGCCUGAGCUCAUCGCCCUCGCAGCCGGAGAAACCAUCGCGCCGAGGCGCAACAUCCCCAAGGCCGCUGGACGUUUUGUGUAUCGUCUGGCUGUCUUCUAUGGCCUGGGAGCCUUCAUGAUCGGCUCCAUCUGUCCCUCCACCAAUUCCAAUCUGCUGUCCGCCGAGUCGAACGCGGCCGCAAGCCCAUGGGUAAUCGGCAUCUCCUUGGCCAAGAUCCCCGUCCUCAACCACAUCAUCAACGCCGCCGUCCUGACAUCUGCCUGGUCCGCCGGAAACGCAUUCCUCUACUCCGGCGCCCGUGUCCUCUACAGCAUGGCCCAGUGCGGGCAGGCCCCCAAGAUCUUUGCGAGGACUGGAAAACUUGGCGUGCCCUACAUGGCCGUCCUAGCGACGUGGGCUGUCGGCUUGUUGGCUUUCCUCAGCGUGAGCGAGUCCAGCGAGGUCGCCUUCAACUGGUUCGUCAACAUCAGCACCAUCUCUGGCUUCAUCGCCUGGAUCGUCUGCAUCGUCACCUACCUCCGCUUCCGCAAGGCCAUGGAGUUCCGCAACCUGCUGCACACUCUCCCCUACAGGACAGCCCUGCAGCCUUACAUCACCUACUUCUCGCUUCUCAUCCUGGUGCUUGUAACCCUCACCAACGGCUUUGCCGUCUUCUUCCCUGGCAAUUGGAGCGUGGCCGACUUUCUCGCCGCCUACAUCACCCUCCCCAUCUUCUUGGUGCUGUAUUUUGGCCAUAAGCUGUGGCUGCGGACCUCUUUUGCCCACAAGACAGAGGACAUUGACGUCAUCACCGGCGUGAGGGAGAUGGAUGCGCUCGAGGCUGAGGACGUUCCUCCCGUGCCCAAGAACUUGGUGCAAAAAAUAUGGUACUGGGUGGCGUGA
This is a messenger RNA of Cryphonectria parasitica EP155, 1789 nucleotides long. RefSeq lists its product as uncharacterized. The record is from RefSeq and is a predicted model, not a curated record. Bases 134 to 1789 code for a protein of 551 amino acids. Gene Ontology annotation, biological process: amino acid transmembrane transport. Gene Ontology annotation, molecular function: amino acid transmembrane transporter activity. Gene Ontology annotation, cellular component: membrane. The transcript has 2 exons. NCBI's taxonomy places the organism in Eukaryota, Fungi, Ascomycota, Sordariomycetes, Diaporthales, Cryphonectriaceae.